This is a messenger RNA of Ciona intestinalis (vase tunicate), 1482 nucleotides long. NCBI's taxonomy places the organism in Eukaryota, Metazoa, Chordata, Ascidiacea, Phlebobranchia, Cionidae. The record is from RefSeq and is a predicted model, not a curated record.
UACGGUUUUAUAAUUUCUUGAAUGAUCUUUGUUUACUUUCGAAAAGGUGUCUCAUCUUCGCUACCCUAAUAUAUACGCUAUAAUAAAUGGUGGUCAUGUCUUUAUAUUUACCAAUUUAAAUAUUUAGCGUGCGACACCAGAAAAUGCUUAAAAUUCGUCAGUCUAAAAUUGAUCAUAAAUUCGCAAUAACGGAAAGGGAAAUCGAAAUGUGUCACCGUUUAUAUAUUUGCCCGGUUUUGCUGUACGUUUGAGCAUAUAAAACUUAGAAUAUAGAUUACUGCAUUAUUCUACAGUAGUAUUUAGAUCUCCCAGUAGAAGUUUUAACUAUUAAUUUAAAAUGUUCUUGAAAAUAUUGUUUCUUGCUUUGUCUUUAAUUUCCGUAGGAGAUGCUCUGAAGUGUUACAACUGUUCCAGUUCUUUCCCUUCGGAUCAAGAGUGUUUGAAACCGACCACAAACAGAUAUGCUCUAACUUGUGCGAACAACCAAAGUCAUUGCGUAAAGAUAACAUUAAAAACCGGAAGCUUAGAGACAGUUGAACGUAGAUGCGGAAGUCAACAGUUGAAUACAUGCUUGAAUGUAAUCAUAACUGCGUGCUCCCAUUCUUGCAGUACAGAUUUGUGCAACAGUGCCACUAAGCCGCACGUAGAUUUGAGAUUUCUUUCCGCUUUGAUGAUCGGUUGGGUUGUCAUUCUCUCAUCUUCCAGCGCUUUACUCACAAAAUAAAACUAGUGUCUGUAAAAAAAUGAACGGUAUUUGCGCUGACGUACAAAUUAUAUUUGUUUUAAUGUAUGAAUCUUGUAUUAUCGCAUUAUAGAUCGUUAUGUUCCUACAAAUGACGGGUAUGUUUAUAUAUAGUAGUUUUAGAAUUUUUUGAAUGUUUUUGUUUACUACCAAAUGGGACGAGAAAAUAGAAUUAUAAAAGUGUCCCGUCUUUCCCUGUACUUCAAUUAUGUAUGCCCGCAAUACGAUAAUGCAUUUUUUCAUUGUCUUGUAAAUACACAUAUAUAUUGGUAUUAAGUCGUUCAAAGUUUUAUCUCUGUAAAAAAAACUCUAAAAUGAUUUUGUUGUGAACAGCGUUAACUGCACUUUAUAGAAACCUCCGGGCAACAAUACGCGAAAUAUUCUGUUUGUAGAUGAAAAUGCCGGUAUUUUUUAAACUGUAACGGCUACAAUAGGUUUGUCAUUUGUGCAACGAUGCAUCCAUGCUGGCACUGAAUGUGGCAUUUCAGCUAGUUUUGAUGACAAUAUUUGUCUAUUUCAUUUCGUGAACACGAAUGAUUAAGUUUGUAAAUAAUACAUGAAGACAUGUAAAUUUGAUGACAGCAAAAUGACGCAGUAAUGAGGCAGUUUGAUGACGUCACUAGUUAUAGCCGCGCAAUUUUUAAACAACAAAAUGUAUGCAUAUUGCGUGGUAUAAUUUAAAACUUAAUCAAUACAGUAAAGCCAACUUUAAACUGUACGUUCAGUACAACCGAUUAACC